GAAUUUCAAGUCACAAAGUACACUUAUUAUUUUCUUUACAUGUCAUUACCAUAUAAUUACCUCAUACAUAAUCUUCCAUUUGCAGUCGGGUAAUAAUAACUUUCAAUGCAAUUACGAAAACUAGAUCGAAAUCCAUUUAGUCGUUUUCGAGGAGCAUACAUGCAUACAAAUAUGUACUAAUACAUAGUAAAUGGUUUAUAAAUGCAUAUCUCUUAGUUUUUCAAACUUUUACAACUUGCAAUCUUUCGACAUUAGGCUGCCUUGGUGACAGUCGGGAAAAGUUAUUUAGACAAUUUUUUAACAUAAUCUUACUAUUAUUUCACCACUUCACACUCAUCACUGGAUGUGAAUUGUGAACUCGUCGUGUUUUCCUGUCAAUAUUGAUAGAUAGUUGGAAAAUUCAUGACAGAUGCCUUUAGGCGACUUGAACAAAAUCUGACACCAGUAUGAAAAUAACAUAGUCCUUAAUAACAAUAUCACCACAGGGGCAGAAUUCAAAAAUUUAAUAAUUUUUGAAAUAAGCAGAACCCACGUCUAUUAUAAUAAGUGUAAUAUAUGUACCUAAUAUCCUAUGAUUAAAACAGGUAUUCGAAUCGAAGUAACGGGGGUGUUGGAUCGAAUAAUAUUCGACUGUUUGCAGAAGUUGCGUCGCGACUUGCGACCCGCCCGGUGACGUGACGUGGCUCUAAUAACGACCUUAUCUAAUGACAACAGUCGGGACCCGGCUGCAAGAGGCUUAACGUGCCACCCGAACCACUGAGAGAAGCUUGUGAUUACUGUACAUAUUUUAAACUCAUCAUACUUAGUAGGCACUUCUAUCAUGAAAUUGAGUAAUUUAAGCGGCAGUUGGUCUGCCUCUUAUAAGUACUCAAUAUCAUGAUUCUUAGGGUAGGCUCCUGAGGUAAAGCUUAUAAUUUACUCAUAACUAUAUACAUACACAGGUACCUAUAGUUACAACAUAGAAAAUCAUAAGUAUUUUGUGCCUGGUUGUACUAUCUAUAGGAAAUACGGUCCCGGUCAACCAUUUCUAAAUAAAACAUUAGGUGACUUGAACCGCGGUUCCAGUAAGCGCUAAAUGGGCUGGAAAUAGUGUUUAGGCGAUUGGAACUGCGGGUCAAGUUUAUUACGGUCCAAGUCGCCAAACAACUAUUUUAUAUUAUGUAGUGAUGAAUUAUGAAUUUAACGCUUAUUUUAACGAAUCCUAGCAAUAAGCUUUGAAGGAAGAGUGUUGAAGCUUUGUCUUGCUAUGCUGUAAUGCAGACGCUCAAGCCAAAGAAUAUGAAAAAAAAAAUCUGACAUUUUACAAUUUGACAUUGACGUUAUAGACAUACCGGCCGGCACUGGCAAUUUUUUUGCUGAUAUCGCGCGAAAAUAAGUUUUAAUUACCUUGCAUUACGAUAAAAUAAGUUUAUUUACUUUCUUUUCGACUUCGUGUUUGUUUUCUGUAUCAAUACUGGAUUAAAAAUGGUUCUGUUGGUUACUAUAACAACGUUUAAUAAUCCUUUUUCUUUUCAUUGUUUGAUGAAUAAUGACGAUAAAAAUUGUUCUCUUGCAAACAACAUGGAAAAUUAUGACAUUUUGGGUUUAAACAAAUUGACACCGGAACUAUCUAAUUUCCAACAUGGACAGUAUUUGUCAGUUAUGUGGCAAAAUAAAUGGGCAAGAGGGAUAGUAUCAAUGGAAUCACAGUUUUUAAUUUGGCUGAUAGAUUUUGGCAUUUUUAUGCGACCAGAUUCUAGGACUGUUUAUGUUGAUCUCCCACUUGAGUAUAAAAAGCUCCCUAGCAAAGUAUUUGAAGCUAGUAUCCAAGGAGUGACGCCAGUGGAUAAGGCAUUGACUGAAACCUGUGAAAUAAAAAAUGUGUGCUCAAGAGACUGGACCAAAGGAGCAAUUGAUAAGGCAAAGGAACUCAUAGCAAGUGCCAAGAGGCUGCACUUUGUGCCUAUUGCCUUGUUGUCAACAGACCACAAUGAUGUUGUUAUUGGGGACCUCUAUCUUCAGAACAAUAAAAAUGAUCUAGUAAACAUAGUAGAUGAAUUAGAACUAUGGCCAGUUUUCUUAGAAAAAAAUGUAGAUAUGUAUAUACAAAAUUUACCAUUUUAUUACACUAGUCGCAGGCGUCAUCGCGCAAGUUUGUUGAAGCCCCAUCUACCCAACAUAGAAUUACCUAAAAUGUGUUUGAACAUCAAAGUACCUGAGUAUAAAGAGAUUUGUGAAAAUUCACACAGGUUACUAGACUCUGCUUCUGCUUCCGACACUUCAGAGUGUAAUUCUCAAUUUGAAGAUGGCAGCACUGUAAUAGGAUAUGGCGGCGAAUUCAAAAUAGAAAAAAAAACAUAUAAACUAACUCCGGAUGAGUUUGAAAAAUACUGUAAUAUGUAUGUGGUGGUGCAUGGCAGGGAAUAUAAUGUUCUGAAUGUUUUGGUGAACAAAACAAGAGAUUUGAACAUAUGUGAGAGGUACAAAGAUCAUGACUUGAAGUCGGUUGGAAGGGGAAUUACUGGCAGGCCUUCAGAUUAAUUUCGAUAUAAAAGUUAUUUUAACUUGUUUUUGUAUAAGUUUCAUAUUAAUAUAUUUGUGCCAUUUUACUGUACAGUACUAUGGCAGCAUUUUUUACUAUAAUGCUAUUUGACUAUGUUAAAACUUUUUGAACUGGCCGCAAAUUCGAAAUAUCGAAAUCGUUUUAAAUUUAUGGAGAGUUUUGUUUGAUAAAAGGAUUUAUUGUAUUUGUUAAAUUUUAUGUUUACAUUGAUGAUUGGAGCUGUAAUCUCGUUAUGUACUUUUAUUAUUAUUAAGGAGAAGAAAGACUUUUCGUUCGUACUGUUUCCAUAUUUUUUGAUAUUGUUAUUAUGUGAAUAAGCUAACAUACUCAAAGAGGAAAAUGUUAUUUUGUUUGUAGUUGUUUUACAAUGAAGAAUUUCUUCUGUGAGAAUGAUGCAUGUUUAAAUUUUGCUGAGAAUUGUUUUUGCAUGUCGAAAAUCAUCAGCGCAUGUAUUUUCAUUUGUGAAUAAGCAUGUCUUCUUUUUAUUUUUGAGAAUAUUUACAUAUGUCGAAAACAUACAUAAUAAGUUGCUAGUGUGAGUGGCGUGAAAUACUUAAUAAUUCUUUUUUUUAUAGUUAUAAUGUAAGCUCAAUUCUUAGAUUAUAUUCUAAAUUAUGUGGCUGAUUUUAGUUUUAGGUAAAAAGUUUGUUAAAGUUCGUCGCUUGAACAGCCAAUGGAGCAGGGCAGGCAGGCAAGUUUAUAUAAAUAAUUAGAAAAGUAUAUGAUUCCAGAAUCAAAAAUUUUGGACACCACUGGAAUGGAGUGGAUGAAUCCAUUCUAGUGGGGAUGAUCAAUCACCACCAGCAUAUGAUGUGAAUGUACUUUGGUUUCUUUAUUUUGGAAAUUUUUAAGAUAAUAUGAUUAGGCAGGAUAAUAUGAUUGGCAGCACAAUAAUCAAUUGUGCUUAUUCAUAAAUAGCACCAUCAUUCUCUAAAAACGAGACAAUUUUUGUGCCAUAUUUGCAUGUAAGUAUUAAGUUCGCAGAUUAUUAUUUUUAUAACAAAUGUAAAUCAUUAUUCUAAAGUGUAGCAUUUGUAAAGUGAGCCAUUGUUAAUACAUUUAUAUUAUUUUCUACAUUCCAAAGGUUAUAUGUGCCUUUACCAUUCAUAUAUUAUUGAAUGCAAGUUAAAUAUUAUUUAGUUUAUAAGGCGUAUUAAAAAUACGUACAAGGAGAUGUACGCCAAUGUACACAGUUAUUUGUUGAAUUGGGUAAAUAAAAAAAUGUCUACUUUUU
Plodia interpunctella (Indianmeal moth) is the source of this 3776-nucleotide messenger RNA. RefSeq lists its product as uncharacterized. Lineage: Eukaryota; Metazoa; Arthropoda; Insecta; Lepidoptera; Pyralidae. The transcript has 5 exons. Bases 1465 to 2520 code for a protein of 351 amino acids. The record is from RefSeq and is a predicted model, not a curated record.